Messenger RNA from Prorocentrum cordatum, 396 nucleotides. The record is from the annotation of a GenBank genome assembly. NCBI's taxonomy places the organism in Eukaryota, Dinophyceae, Prorocentrales, Prorocentraceae.
AUGUCCUCCUCAGAGUACUGGCAGGAACGCAGGAAGCGCAGCGUGCGCAGCAGCAGCAGCACGGACUCGCCCGACGCGUCGGCUGCCUCCGCCAGCACCAGGAAGAAGCAGUCCACCACGCCUGCGUCCUGGGCCCGGCACGCGCGCCUGCUGCCGUUGUGGGCGCGCUGGCCCGGCGCGAGGCCGCUCCGCGGGCCGCCCUGCGCCGCACCGCCGCGCUCCGCGCCUGGCAGGCUGCUGCGGGCGGACAGCGAGCUGCCCGCGGGGCUGGGGUCGCCGCGGCUGCAGGUGCCCACGGUGUUCGGCUCGGUGCUGAGGGCGCUGACCUUGGAGCCGCCCUCGGCGCUGGGGGGCACGUCCGCCAGCCGUCUCCAAGGACGAAACUUGAAUACGUAA